Salarias fasciatus (jewelled blenny) is the source of this 1655-nucleotide messenger RNA. It is a transcript of the gene emp1b, whose product is annotated as epithelial membrane protein 1. Gene Ontology annotation, cellular component: plasma membrane. NCBI's taxonomy places the organism in Eukaryota, Metazoa, Chordata, Actinopteri, Blenniiformes, Blenniidae. Bases 157 to 639 code for a protein of 160 amino acids. The transcript is spliced from 5 exons. The record is from RefSeq and is a predicted model, not a curated record.
UCUGGGGUGUGUACUUAAAAAGAGGGCUGGGUAAAAGUGGGCGGAUGGGUAGUUUCUACUGUUUGCGCUUUCAAACGCUGAGUCUGAAAUUAGUAUCCCUGAGAGCAGGAGGAAUUAGACCUGAAGAGACAAGCAGCCAACUGACACACCGCCAUCAUGCUGAUUCUCCUCGCUGGCAUCUUCGUCCUGCACAUUUUAGCCAUCAUCCUCCUCCUGGUGGCUACUAUUGACAAUGCCUGGUGGAUGACUGAAACCACGUCCACAGACGUCUGGGCCCGGUGGAUUAACCAGAACGGGAUCUGGAACUACACGGACCUUCCCGAUCAUUACCCAACAGAGUACCUCCAGGCGGUGCAGGCCAGCGCGGUACUAGCCUGUAUAUUCUCCAUCCUGGGCAUCUUCGUGUUCGUGGCUCAGCUCUUCACCCUCCCGAAAGGACAGAGGUUCACCAUCUCGGGCGUCUUUCAGAUCCUCGCCUGCCUGUGCAUCAUGAUCGCCGCCUCCAUCUACACAGACCGCUUCCACCUGGACGAGGCUGACGGCUGGUAUGGCCACUGCUUCAUCCUGGCAUGGAUCGCCUUCGCUCUCACCUUCAUCUCCUCCAUCAUUUAUUUUGUCCUACGUAAGAAAACCGCGUGAGAAGGACACUUGAACUCGCGCCGGCCUCGAACCCGAAUCCCCUCCCCCGGGCUGGAUCUACUCUUCCAGCUUCCUUCUGGUUUUUUUUUUUUUUUUUUAGCUGAAGAUGAGUUUGUGUAUCAAUUCGUCUGGUUUUUUUGUUUUUUUUUUGGACAUCAGAUUUGAGCUGUGAGCGUAUUUCCAGCCGCAGAUCCUCCGCUGAUCCCCUCUCAUACACACCGGUGUUUAACUGAGCCUGCUUUCAGAUUAUCGGCCUCGCCGGAUUGUUUUGGUUCUUCCUGCUGUAAAAAAAACAAAAAAAAACAAAAACAAAAAAGCCGGCUCAUUCAAUCACAUUUGAGGGCAAAGUCGGGCUGGAUUUAUUGAGGGCAUCGAACGAUUAAGAAUAUUUUCGUUGUUAACUGAAUAAAAAGGCCUUAAUGUUUAUAAGAUGCUAUGAUAAAUUAAGAUCUAUCCCUAGUCCUGACUUACAAGACGAGUCAAAUCUGUGGUCUUUUUUUUUUUUUUUCGUUUGUAUGUACAUUUAAACAUGAAUACAUGAGUGUUAGAUAAUAAAAAAAACAACAAAAAAACAAAACAAAAAGCGGGGAAAGUUGUGAUUUGAGUUCUUUUUAUUUGCUUCUUUUGUUGUUGUUGUUGUUCCUGAAUCUGCUCUGGUUUUAUUUCCUAUAAUCCACCACUAAAAAAAAACAGCCAAGACUAAAUCUAAGAAGACAAUGAUAUGAACACUGUAAAGGCAGAGAGCCUGCUCAGAGAUGUUUACACUAAAUUAUUACGCUACAGGUUUGUUUUCUUCAGAAAACAUCCGGUCAGUUAACUCUUUUGAUUAGAAGAAUUGGUCCUUUCCGAUGAGCCGCUUCCACAUGGCGAAGAGGCACGAGAUGUAAUGUGUAAAUACCGUUUGUUUCCCUCCGAGCUCCGUCUGUCUGAUGCUGUUUUAUUUUUGCUACCGUUAUUUGCCUAUAUGAAUGUCAAUGAGAAUAAUUUUUACAAUAUUAAAACUUGAUUUCCAUCCA